AUCGACUGCGUGAUUGGCACAUUUUAACGAAAGCUCUUGAUCGUCUACAAUACUGAAUGUUAUGUGGAUUAUAACGAAAGCCUCAUUUUGAUUUCAUCAAACCAAAAGUUCGAAAAACAAUGGAAAGUCUGACGGAACAAUCUGCACCUGAUGCUGAAGCUAUAGCGAGUGCCAACAACAUCUUUUUAAAAGGAAAGACCUUUAACGACCCUUUUCAUGGACAAGUGAAGGUACAUCCUGUGUGUGUCCGAAUUAUAGACACGCCACAGUUCCAGAGGUUGAGACACAUUAAACAACUAGACACCUGUUACCUGGUGUACCCAGGUGCCAGUCAUAAUAGGUUCGAGCACUCUAUAGGAGUAUGUUACCUAGCAGGAAAGUUAUUGAAAACAAUUGGAGAUAGACAACCGGGCGAGGAAAUAUCUGAUAAAGACAUUCUGUGUGUCGAGAUAGCUGGACUCUGUCACGAUUUAGGUCAAGGACCCUUUUCUCAUGUUUUUGAAAAGAGAUUCAUGCCGAAAAUGAAAAAGAAGUUUACGCAUGAAAAUAUUGCUCGGACGAUGUUUGAGUACAUGCUAAGUAGCGAAAACGGACAGUUGAAAAAGGAUAUACAAGAGAUACUUACAGGAUGCGGGCUUUCUCGUUUCGAUGAACAAGACUUCACCUUUAUCUGUGAAAUGAUUGAUGAUCCAAAAGACAUCGAAAAACGGGAAUGGCCAUACAAAAGUAGAAAUAAAGACAAAAGUUACAUGUAUGAGAUAGUUGCAAAUAAAAGAAACGGUAUCGACGUUGACAAAUGGGAUUAUAUUGCACGUGACAGUUACAUGCUGGGAAUGAAAUUCAAUGUCGAUUACAACAGGUGUUUUACUAAUGCAAGAGUUAUCAAAUGCAACGGGAUAAACGGCAGGCAAGAUUCCUCAAAUACCGGUAAUGGCCAAGUGUACCGAAAACAAAUAUGCUAUAGAGAUAAAGUAGCACAGGACUUGUAUGACAUGUUUUACACAAGGAUGACAUUACAUAGACGGGCAUAUCAGCACAAGACUCAUAAAAUCAUCGGAAUGAUGAUUUGCGAUGCAUUAGAAUUAGCAGAUGCUCAUUUUACAAUACAUGGCAAAAGAAUUUCAGAAACCGUUGACGAUAUGGAAGCCUAUACAUAUUUGAAUGAUGACGUCAUUCAGUUGAUUAUUAAUGAUAAUAAUCCAAAGCUUGAUGCAGCACGAGAAAUUUUACUUGAUAUUAUGUACAGACGGUUGUUAAAAUGUGUCACUCAAACACAUUGUAAGGAUAAAAACUUGACAGAAAUUGAUUUAAAAGAGGGUAUAUGGGGAUAUCUGAAGGGAACAGGAGUGAAAGAAAUGUCCCUCCAUUACGACAUUGUAAAGUUCAAUUAUGGUAUGGAAGAUAAAAACCCUUUGGAAAAAGUACGAUUUUAUACAAAAGACUACUUAGAUGAGCCAAUAAAACUAGCUAAAAACCAAGUCUCCUACGUACUGCCGGACGUUUUUGAAGAGUGCAUCAUACGCCUAUACUGCAAGAUUGAAGACCCAAGUCAAGAAUCAAUUGUCAGAAAGGUUACAACAGCAUUUGGAGAAUGGUGUCGUGAAAAGGGCUAUCCUUUACCACAGGAAUUGUCAAUCAGCCAAACGGAGAUGAAACAAUUGACUGAAGUAAUUGAAGAUGCAUCAUAUGACUCAAGAACACACAUGCACGUGUCAAGCAGUCAGACGGCAGUAAAACAAAUAGCUGAAUCAAAUGAAGAAGCAUCAGAUGAUUCAAAAGAAACACAAAGACAAGUAUCAAGUAGUCAAACGGCGGUAAAACAAUUAGCUAAAUCAUCAAAUAGAGAAUUAUUAGAUGAUAUAAGAGAAACACAUAUGCACGUGUCAAGCAGUCAGACGGCAGUAAAACAAUUUGCUAAAUCAAAUGGAGAAGCAUCAGAUGAUUCAAGAGAAACACAAUCACAAGUGUCAAGCAGUCAAACGGUUGCGGUGAAACAAUUUGCUGAAUCAAUUGGAGAAGCAUUAGAUGAUUCAAGAGAAACACACAUGCACGUGUCAAGCAGUCAGACGGAAGUAAAACAAUUUGCUGAAUCAAUUGGAGAAGCAUCAGAUGAUUCAAGACAAACACUCAGACAAGAGUCAAGCAGUCAGCCGACUGUGGAACAGUUAGUUGAAUCAAAUGGAGAAUCAUCAGAAGAUUCAAGAGAAACACUCAGACAAGAUGGUACUUGUGAAGAUCAAACAACAGAACCAUUCCCGGAACCUGCUCAGUUUGUAACUUCUGGAGAGCCAUCUUCAUCUCUUUUUUUGUUUUCUUUCUUUGUGUGUUUUUGUGUGUUUUUGUUUUUUCUUUUUAUCUAGGCCCUUAAAGGGUCACCCCGUUUAUUUUGAACACAGAUAAAUACUUACAAACAUGCAUACUUAGACACAUAUAUCUAAAUCGAACAAACAAAAACGCAUGCUACAUUCAAACAAACACAAAUAAAAAAGAGGCCUGUGAUUAAUGUUAAAUCUUUUCUAUGUAUAGUUAUGUUCCAUUUUCAUCUUUUUAGAUAGAUAUACUAGUAGCUCCAUAUGAAUAGCCAGCUCAAAGUUACAAACAUUAAAUCUGAUAUGUUAAUGAAACAACAAACAAAUUUAGUGUCUCUGAUGAUUACUCAACAGCUGUAUCAAAUUAUGUGUUUCUAGUGUUUUUCUUUCUUCGGACAUUUCAUUUCUUGAAUGAUACCAUACAUUUGUACAGUAUGUUGUUACUUUUUGUUCUGAAAUUUUUAUCAUCGCUUAUAUUUUCUUAACAAAAACUCAAAAGAUUUGCUUUACUUUUAUUAGUAAUAAUUAGUUUACUUUGCAAAAGAAUGAAUAUUCUUUUCAACAUUGUUUCAUGUAAACACAAAAUAUAUUUUGUCUGUCCAAAUUUAUUAUCAAAAUUAUCACUACUUAAGUAAUUCACAAAUUUAUCUGCAAUAUGUUAACGUUCGCAAAUAAGGCAUCGUAUCAAUAAUGUUGAUAAAGCUCACUUUAAGAUGUUGCAUUAGGUAAUUUUUUUUCAAAUAAACAUUCAUCGAAAAUUCAGAUCUGUUUGCAUGCAUGCAAUAAUACAAAAGGUAGAUGGAUAUAAGUCAUUUUUCAAAUAAAACAUUCACAUGGUUUUCUCACUAUGUAAAUGUUUAGUAGUUGUUUGUUGUUGGUUUUUUUCGGUUUAUUUUGUUGUUUUUCAUGCACUAUUGUUGUUCCUUAUUUCAUUACCAGAUCAUGGCUUUUUAGAAAUAAUUAGAACAUUAUAAUACAUUUUUCACAUGCAUAUAGAUUAUUGUGGUGCGGUAUUGUACUACUAGUGUUUUUUCAUUUCUAUUUGUUUUAGAAAUUAUAGAAUUUUUUUAGGGUUUUUGUACAAAAUAUAUAUACAACAAGUUUUUGUUAAUUCACGUAAUGUUACAAUGUACUUUGCAGAAAUGUUUACAAUUUCACUGCAGUUCGAAAUGAUGAAUUAUAUCAUAUUUUAUACUAGAUAUGUGCCUAGAUUAUACAGUAGACAAAUAUAGGAAAUGUUUCUUAUCCGUGUAGAAUGCAAUUGCUCAUGUAUUCGUAAAAUCGUAAAACAAACAAGACAAUGAUAUAAAAUUGCAUAAUGUUAUUUUUGAUUAAAAAAGUCUCGGUUUAUUAAAACGCUAUUUUGUCUUGUUUCCCUGCA
Molecule: messenger RNA, 3690 nt
Organism: Ruditapes philippinarum (Manila clam)
Lineage: Eukaryota; Metazoa; Mollusca; Bivalvia; Venerida; Veneridae
Product: deoxynucleoside triphosphate triphosphohydrolase SAMHD1-like
Exons: 15
Coding region: 120-2360 (746 amino acids)
Biological process (GO): defense response to virus; dGTP catabolic process; regulation of innate immune response
Cellular component (GO): nucleus
Molecular function (GO): dGTPase activity
Source: RefSeq, a predicted model, not a curated record